Molecule: messenger RNA, 2077 nt
Organism: Salarias fasciatus (jewelled blenny)
Lineage: Eukaryota; Metazoa; Chordata; Actinopteri; Blenniiformes; Blenniidae
Gene: ccng1
Product: cyclin G1
Exons: 6
Coding region: 219-1118 (299 amino acids)
Source: RefSeq, a predicted model, not a curated record
UAAUACCGUAACUGUCCUUUUCCCCGUCGCCUUACGCCAAGGGUAGGGGGUGUGCAUAGGCAGAAACAAACCUAUGCUUAAAACUUUCUUAAGUGAAAGUUCAUACUUCCACUAGUUUGUGUUUUAAGCCUCUUUUCACUUGCUUACUUAAAGCCAGUGGAGGUUUUCCCUCACCGCUUGUAUUUUUGAGAACAUUCAGGACAACGCUGACAUCCAAGAUGAUUGAUACAGUCACCGGACCCGCACCACUGCCCUUUGCUGUUCAGCUCAAGGCCAUGAUUGAUGUGGAAGGUCGAUACCAACCAAAGCUGGGUGGUUUGAGGCUCAUCGAGAGCGCCCAGGACAACGGCCUGAGAAUGACAACUAGACUGAGAGAGAUGGAGGUGAAGGACCUGCUGUCUCUGACCAGGUUCUUCGGUUUCAGCUCGGAGACCUUCUCGCUCGCCAUCAGCUUGCUGGAUCGAUUCCUCUCUGCAAUGAAGAUUCAGCCAAAGCACCUGUCCUGUGUGGGCCUGUGCUGCUUCUACAUUGCCAUCAAGUCCUCUGAAGAGGAGAGGAACGUGCCGUUGGCCAAUGACCUGAUCCGCAUCAGUCAGAACCGCUUCACCGUGUCUGACAUGAUGAGGAUGGAGAAGAUCAUCAUGGAGAAGCUCUACUGGAAGGUGAAGGCCCCCACAGCCCUCCGCUUUCUCCGCCUCUUUCACCGCCACGUUCAGGAGCAGCUGGAUGCUGAGAGCAAGAAGAUACUGAGCCUUGAGAGACUGGAGGCACAGCUGAAAGCCUGUCACUGCUCAUUUGUCUUCACCAAAAUAAAGCCAUCCUUGCUUGCUAUGGCACUCCUGUGUUUCGAGGCCCAAGAACAGCAUGAUCCGGAGCACGUGGACAAAAUAUCUGAGGUCCUGAAAAACCUGCAGCAGCAGCUUAACAUCAAAGACGGGGACCUGGUCUGUGUGCGGGAGUUGGUUGGAAAAUGCCUGGAUGAGUACGCCACCACCAAGUGCUUCAAGCCCAACGGCCAGAGACUCCGCUGGGUUAUUUCGGGAAGAACAGCACGUCAGCUGAAGCACAGCUACUACAAGAUCACUCAUCUUCCCACCAUCCCCGAGUCAGCAAACUAAAGCCUGGGCGUACAAGUGGGUGACACUGAAUGUGGCGAAACAGAACACCUGUCCCCGGAGUUACGUCGCCGUUUUCUGGCUAGGCGUAACUUUUAGGGCGAUUUGCUCACAUUCCUGUCCCACAUGUACAGCUCUACUAAUUUUCCUUACAGAUAUUCAUCUGCGAUGAUGGAUUUCUUUAAGGAAAAGCUAAAUUGGCAUUUUCUGAAAUUGUUUUGUCAUCCUACACCGUUCAAGUGCACUGUAUCUUUAUUCAAUCUGUCCUGCAGACGAGGAGUAAUGCUUUGUCAGAAAGGUUGUUCCUGCUGCCAUCUUGCUAAGUUUUACUUUCUUGGUUGAGUUGCUUGCCCAGGUGUACAGUGUGUUCUCUUUUAAAUCCGUACCGAGGUGUUUGGCGUUUCCUGGAACGGGUUGCUGGUUUAAAGCUAACAAGUAUAGAACCACCUAGGUCCUCAGUCCACCAUGUGGAAGAGGAGGGAGAAGGAUUUUGUGAACAGCAAAAAUGGAACCAAGAAAUCAGGCCCAAAAUCCUUAACUCUCACCCUAGGUUGCUAAGCUGUCCUGAAUGCACACUCCUACCCAAGGUGAUGAUUUUUUAUUUUUUGUUUCCCCCCCUCCUCGUGGACGUGGCGAGGAAACUGGUUUUCACCGCCGAGGUGAGGCCAGUGACGAUCCUGUCAUUUACGGCUGAGCGCGCUGUUUAAGCCUGAAUGUAGACAGCAGUUACAGAUGCGUUGUUUUCCCCAAUUUGUGGACACAGAGUGAAGCACAAGUGCCGAUUUCAUUUGUGCUGAGAACACUAAAGAAGUUUGUCAUUGCAGUGGAAAUGUGGGUUGGGAUUUCCCUGGUUGUGUCUCUUUAGUGAUGAAAACGUGUUCUCGGAUUGCAAAUGGAUAAUCGAACACACCAUCUGAUUAACUCAUGUGCUUGUACCUUUCAAUAAAACUUUAUUGAAAAGC